AUGGUCACCUGGCCAAGCUCCAGGCAGCUGCCCACUCCCCGAAAGGGCAGCCCACCCUGCCCCAGUCUGAAAUGGGGCCCCUCCGUGUGGGGCCCGUCAGCCCCUCGGCACCCAAGGGUCCCCGGCCUGCCUGGUCCUUGUCUCUCAGGGGCCUGUCCAGCUCGGACACUGCUGCCUCCUCCUGCCUCUCCACAGCCCCUCUGGCCCGGCUUCCCUUCCAAAUCAGACCCGAAUCCUGCCCUCUGCCCUCCCCAUCCAGCCUCACUUCAUGGACGCCGUGGGACUGGGCAGGCGGCCGCGCCUCCUCCCCAGACUGGGGUGGGGGGCCGUGAGCUGGUGCUGAGCCCAGUCCCGCCCAGGAGAGGACCCGAGAGUCCAGGCGCGCGGGGGCUGUGGAGGAGCAGGGCAGACAGCAGAGGGUCAGGGGGGCGGACUGCUGGCCUCAGCCUGAGGGAGGGGACACCAGGUCCUCCCAGCAGGGCAGACUCAAGCCCCAGCACCCCAGCGUCUCCACCCCAGGGACUCCCCGGCUGGGUGUGUCCGGGGAGGGCAGAAAAGGCCCCAGCAUUCCUGCUUCUUCCUGCAGAGCCAGGAUGGGCCUUGGGGCAGAAAAGGGCUGGGCACCCACGAGAGCCACAGGCCGGGCCGGGAGAGCCCCCAGGACACACGCCGGGGAGGGAGAGGAGGAAGCAGAGCCCAGGGCAGGGGCUGGAGCAGGGGCCGGGGCAGGUGGUCCGCUCAGUCCUCCGGAGCUCAGCGCAGGAGCAGCUGAGAACUUUCUGGAAGGGCAGGGCCUGGGGUGGUAGCCCAGGGGUGGGUGCCGCUUGCUCAGAGCACUCUGGGCGCUGGACUCCGACAGCCUGGCCCAUAGAGGGGACGCUGACCACAGAGCCGGCGACACCCCGAGGCUCUCUACCAGACCCAGCUGCUCCCCCAUUUGGGCACUGCUGGCCUCUCCCACACAUGAGGCCUGGCAUGCACACAGCGGGGCUGGGGGUCACACGGUCCCUCUACCUUCCCCAGACGCUGCAGUGACUGCUACGACUCCGGGAGAGCUGGCCAGGUUCUGGAAUAUUCUGAAGAUGGAGGAAACCAAAUCCCAGGCAAACCGGAUGCUCCAAGUGAAUGAAGAGGAAGAAGAGCUGUGGCUGGAGCCGUCAGAGGUCGUGGGGCUGUGAGGGUGGAGCGGGGGCUGGGUAGGAAGACGCACCCUGGAGCCAGCAGGCAGGGACCAGGCUGGGCGAGGGCAAGCAACAGGUCAGGCUCCAGGGACAGCUCAGAAACGCGAAGGAGAAGCACUCGGCACAGCCAAGUUCUAGCUGCCAGAAGGUUCUGCCCAUACAAGGCAGGAAGGACUGCUACCAUUUGGAGAGCCAUCUCAAUGCCAGGAAGCUGAACUCUCCAACAGAAGGGAAUGGGGGGGGUCGCCUCUGCACAUGGACAAAGCCACGUGGAAGCCACAGCUCAGCAGUGAGAGGUGCAGAGGGACCCUCGCCCGCCACCUGAACCUCAAAGAGCACUCUGAGAACACAGUCGACCACACUGCUAACACUGACUUAUUUCACAAAGGGCACAA
Messenger RNA from Oryctolagus cuniculus (rabbit), 1576 nucleotides. NCBI's taxonomy places the organism in Eukaryota, Metazoa, Chordata, Mammalia, Lagomorpha, Leporidae. The record is from RefSeq and is a predicted model, not a curated record.